UAUAAAAAGAAAUAUAACUUAAUUAAACAUAAAAAUAGUGUUCAUUUAAAUGUGAGAUUUAUUUGUGAUUUUGAUAAUGAAUGCCACAAAAAUUUUACAUCAAAACAAAAGUUAAUUCAACACAAACGUUGUGUUCAUUUGAAUGAAAGUAAAUUCAAUUGUAAUGAAAAAAAUUGUGGCCAAAGUUUCAAAUGCAGUUCACAUCUAAAUCAACACAAACGCAUCCAUUCGGGAGAAAACCCAUUUGUCUGUAUUUUCCAUGAUUGUAAUAAAAGUUUUACACAACAAUCUAAUUACGACAAACACAUGAAAAGUCAUAAUAAAAGAAUUCACACAAAUAUUUGGGAUAAUAAAUGCUUGCGGAUUGUCUCACGUCCUUUCUUUAAU
Molecule: messenger RNA, 387 nt
Organism: Medioppia subpectinata
Lineage: Eukaryota; Metazoa; Arthropoda; Arachnida; Sarcoptiformes; Oppiidae
Source: the annotation of a GenBank genome assembly